CAUUUAUACAAAUAUCAUCCAUACAAAUUAAUUAAAUCUCACAAUUCUGUGUUUAAUUCUCUAAUCCAAAUGUAUCCUAAUUCCCCUCCUUUUACUUCUUAUCUUCUCUUCUUCAUCCCCAUUUUCGUCUCCAUCCCCACCAAAGGUGUAAUUGGGGCUACAUUUGUGGUGAUUAACAGAUGUGAUUACACCGUAUGGCCCGGAAUCUUGGGCAAUGCCGGCAGCGCCGGGCUCGGCAGUACCGGAUUCCGGCUUCCACCCGGCGGGUCACGUGCUUUUCAAGUCUCGUCUAGCUGGUCGGGCCGGAUUUGGGGCCGAACCGGAUGUACAUUCGAUCCGGUCACCGGUCAGGGUAGUUGCGCCACUGCCGACUGCGGAUCGAACCAGAUGGAGUGCAACGGCGCCGGCGCAACGCCGCCCGCGACGCUGGCGGAGUUCACCGUUGGGGGCCCCGCCGGAACUCCGGACUUUUACGACGUCAGCCUCGUCGACGGGUUCAACCUGCCCAUGCAGGUGGAACCCGUCGGCGGGGCCGGCGCAUGCGGGUCGACCGGGUGCGCGGCGGACGUGAACCGGAUGUGCCCGGAGGUGCUUCGGGCAGGAGACGGGCAGGCGUGCCGUAGCGCGUGCGGGGCGUUCGGCAGCCCGGAGUACUGUUGCAGCGGCGCGUACGGGUCGCCAUCGACGUGCCGGCCGUCGGAGUACUCGGAGAUGUUCAAAACGGCGUGCCCGAGAUCGUAUAGCUACGCAUACGAUGACGCCACGAGCACAUUUACGUGUUUAGGAGCUGAUUAUAGGAUCACAUUUUGCCCUUCCCAAACAAGACAAAUGCAGAGGUCCUCGUCAACACCAGCAUCCGCAUUGCCGUCGUCGCAGGUCGCCGGAACAUCCUCGUCGAGUAGCGGACCACCGGCGGCCACACAAACAACACGAGGGUUUAUCAACUCCGUUUCGGGUCCGCCGGAAGGCAUUUUCAAGAAUCCGUGGAUGCGGGGAAUCAUACCGGGAGAUUCGCCGGCGAAAAUGUCGCACUUUGCCUUGCAUUAUUCCAAGUCUCCGAUGAUGUCGGCGCUGGCCAUGAUCCUUGCUCUCUCUUUUAUUCACUUAGCUUGUUUGCAAAUUGUAAUUAAUUAAUUGAAUAAAUCUUUCCCCAUAUCAUUAUUCUUCCAUUUUCAUUGUUCUUUUUUACUCCAAACCAUUGGAGACAUGGCGAGGUUGGACAGAUUAGUAGUUUGUGGAGAAAGCUGCGGCUUUCAAUCAUGCAUAUAUAUGUACAUACUCUCUUUAAUAAAAUUGGCCUUAGAAAUAUUUGCACUAAAUAGAACUAAAAUUU
Messenger RNA from Cuscuta campestris, 1333 nucleotides. Lineage: Eukaryota; Viridiplantae; Streptophyta; Magnoliopsida; Solanales; Convolvulaceae. The record is from the annotation of a GenBank genome assembly.